Messenger RNA from Selaginella moellendorffii, 948 nucleotides. Its product is annotated as desmethylxanthohumol 6'-O-methyltransferase. The coding region runs from base 1 to 948 and encodes 315 amino acids. NCBI's taxonomy places the organism in Eukaryota, Viridiplantae, Streptophyta, Lycopodiopsida, Selaginellales, Selaginellaceae. The record is from RefSeq and is a predicted model, not a curated record. Gene Ontology annotation, molecular function: S-adenosylmethionine-dependent methyltransferase activity; O-methyltransferase activity. The transcript has 2 exons. Gene Ontology annotation, biological process: methylation.
AUGGCUUCUCACGCGCAGAAUCUCGCGGCUCUGUGGGAGAUGGCCAUCGGCCAUGCGACUUCUUUCGGGAUCAAGGCCGCGGUUUUUCUUAGAAUUCCAGACAUUCUCUCCGAUUCUUUGGAGAAAUCUAUGAGCUUGGAAGAAAUCGCGGCCCGGCUCCAAGGCACAAACAUCCAACUAGCCCCUCUUCGUCGUCUCCUCGACUACUUGGUGGUAAAGAAAGUUCUUCUAAAGAUUCAAUCUCUGGAAGUUCCAGGCGAAUUCAAGUAUGGAAGCACCGAGCUCUGCGAGAUGCUCACUGAAUCGAAGUUUGCUCGGCUGCUCAUGCUGCAAGACGAGGUCGUAACUUCAGGGUGGCAUCACAUACACGAAUUCAUACUUCACGGUGGCGAGGUCCCCUUCCAGAGAGCCCAAGGGAUGUUUAUCUGGGAGUACAUGGAGAAAAAUCCAGAGUUUCUGGGGCUUUUUAGCCAGGGAAUGGUGGCCAUCUCCAAUGUUACCAUGGACUCGGUUCUACAAACUUAUCAUGGUUUUGAUGAGAUUAGAGGAGUUUUAGUGGAUGCGGGAGGAGGUUUUGGAGCCGAUAUUGGCAGGGUUAUGGAAAAGUAUCCCCACAUUGCUGGUGUGAAUUAUGAGCUUCCUCAUGUUGCCCACGCUGCUCCAGCCAUUCCAGUGAUUCUUGUUCUCCAAAACUGCUACAAGGCACUUCCCCAUGGAGGAAAGCUGAUAAUUGUUGACAUUGACAUGGAUCCAGCAGAAAGAGGACCAUUCGAAUCACUCAAAUUUGCAUUCGACUUGGUCCUCUUGGCCCUCACCAAAGGAGGCAAAGAGAGAACAAGCGUGCAGUUCAUAGAGCUCCUCACUCAAGCACAGUUUAGUAACAUCAAAACUAUAGGUGAUGUGAAUUGUCUCUGCUCUAUAGUGGAGGCUCAUAAGCUCGAGACUUAG